CUAUACCAAACUCAAAAGCUUUCACCUGCAACAAGAGCGACGGUCACAGACGACGAUCAUGAGGCUGCUCACACACAACAUGUUAUCUUCCAACAUCAAGGGCGUAACCAACGGUUUCCCUCUCCGAAUCGAAGCGGAGAAAGUAAUCGAAAAAGAAGUCGAUUUCAAUCCCGAUUUUCUCAAGAACAUGUUCGCCAAAAUCGAGUGGAAAGCUCUGGUGGACGCGGCUAAACUUACCGGAUACGCUGAGUUGCCGGAGGAAGCGGAGUCCGGCAUGCUUGAAUCGGAGGAGUUUAUGAGGAGGUUUCAUCACGCGCUUUUGGAGAUUGAUAUUGAAGAAGGAGCUUUGAUUUGCCCGGAAACCGGUCGGAAGUUUCCGGUGAGUAAAGGAAUUCCUAAUAUGCUUCUUCACGAAGAUGAGGUUUGAGUUUUUGUUGCUGUGAUUAGGGUUUCGUUUUGGAUUAAGCAGAUUUGGGGGGUUUUGGCAUUGAGUUUUAAAAUUUUGUGUAUUUUAAGUGUAAACUUAUUAGAUUAUGGGCAUGAAAUUUAUUUACUGAUUUAUUUGCAA
This is a messenger RNA of Mercurialis annua (annual mercury), 568 nucleotides long. Its product is annotated as multifunctional methyltransferase subunit TRM112 homolog A-like. Gene Ontology annotation, molecular function: protein heterodimerization activity. The transcript has a single exon. The coding region runs from base 59 to 427 and encodes 122 amino acids. Gene Ontology annotation, biological process: rRNA (guanine-N7)-methylation; peptidyl-glutamine methylation; tRNA methylation. Lineage: Eukaryota; Viridiplantae; Streptophyta; Magnoliopsida; Malpighiales; Euphorbiaceae. The record is from RefSeq and is a predicted model, not a curated record.